GGCAGCGCAUGGGGCAGCGCCUGAGCGGCGGCGGAUCCUGCCUCGAUGUUCCCGGCAGGCUCCUGCCUCAGCCGCCGCCUCCGCCACCGGUGAGGAGGAAGCUCGCGUUGCUCUUCGCCAUGCUUUGCAUCUGGCUCUACAUGUUCUUGUACUCGUGCGCCGGUUCGUGCGCUGCCGCACCGGGGCUGCUGCUGCUGGGCUCUGGGUCGCGCGCCGCCCACGCCUCGCCGGCCCUGGCCACCGGUCCCGAUGGGGCUUCUCCCAGGCUGCCGUUCCAGGCGGCGCCAGCCACCCCGUUUGCUGCGGUCAAGGACACGGCCGACGGCGCCGGGAGUCAGGAGGAACAGAGUCCCGAGGCGCCGGACUCUUCCAGCCCCAUCUCCAGCUUUUUUAGUGGGUCCGGGAGCAAGCAGCUGCCGCAGGCCAUCAUCAUCGGCGUGAAGAAGGGUGGCACGCGGGCGCUGCUUGAGUUCCUGCGCGUGCACCCCGACGUGCGCGCCGUGGGCGCCGAGCCCCACUUCUUCGACCGCAGCUACGACAAGGGCCUCGCCUGGUACCGGGACCUGAUGCCGAGAACCCUGGAGGGGCAGAUCACCAUGGAGAAGACGCCCAGUUACUUUGUCACCCGGGAAGCGCCCGCGCGCAUCUCGGCCAUGUCCAAGGACACCAAGCUCAUCGUGGUGGUGCGGGACCCGGUGACCAGAGCCAUCUCGGACUACACGCAGACGCUCUCCAAGAGGCCCGACAUCCCCACCUUCGAGAGCUUGACGUUCAAAAACAGAACCACGGGCCUCAUCGACACGUCGUGGAGCGCCAUCCAGAUCGGCAUCUACGCCAAGCACCUGGAGCACUGGCUGCGCCACUUCCCCAUCGGCCAGAUGCUCUUCGUGAGCGGGGAGCGGCUCAUCAGCGACCCGGCGGGCGAGCUGGGCCGCGUGCAGGACUUCCUGGGCCUCAAGAGGAUCAUCACCGACAAGCACUUCUACUUCAACAAGACCAAGGGCUUCCCCUGCCUGAAGAAGGCCGAGGGCAGCAGCAAACCCCAUUGCCUGGGCAAGACCAAGGGCAGGACCCACCCGGAGAUCGACCGCGAGGUGGUGCAGCGACUGCGGGAGUUCUACCGGCCUUUCAACCUCAAGUUCUACCAGAUGACGGGGCACGACUUUGGCUGGGAUUGAAGGCACCCGGACCGUGUAAUUUACCACUUGGCUUAUAUAUUGAGAGAGAUUAUAUGUAUGUAAAAUGUACAGAAAUCUAUUUUAUAAUAAUUUAUUUUUAAUUCAUAAGCAAUUAAUUCACUAAGCUGCCUAGUCACGCUCCUUAGAGAGUUAGCUUCAUAAUCUGUUAACAUUCCAAAGUGUUGAACUCUAAUAUUUUGUUCUUUUCCUCACAAUUGAUGGUGCUUCCAUUCCCCCUCCCCCUACCCAUUAUAUUUAAAAAGAAGAAAAGCACAACUUGAGAUUUUUUUGUUGUUACGGGUACGCAGCCUUCGAUCGCUGUCUGAAUCCACUUGCCCUCUCCUCGUGUCGUGGGUCUCCUAUUCCAGAUCCCAUUUCUCUUCUUGCCUGUGUACCUCGCAGGGGCACUAAGCUGUCUCAGCAGCGCUGCACUCUGAAGGUGAGACCUCAUGUAGCAGCUUCCUCGGCCAUGUGAUGCCAUUUCCAAGGAUGUAGAUGCCUGACCACCCUGCUUAGGUUGUCCCCCAAGUCUGCCGGACACAGCGGGGACUCACAGCCUCGGCAGGGGAGGCCACAUCCUUUUAGAGCCUGCGUGCCAGGGUCCAUUCACUUCAGAUUUUGAGUUUGAAGGAUGGCCCUGCCUCCUCUUCUGCCCCGUCCCUGGUUCAUUAACCAGCUUGAAGUGUAUGCAAAUGUCAGCCCCAUCUUUCCCAGGUCACGUGUGUGAGAUGCUUGGGUGCUGCUUUAGAAAUAAAGACGGUCUCUUCUAAUUUUCAUGAGAGCACAUCAUGCUCCGUUCUCCAGGCAGACAGUUCUGCUUUGACACACCAAAGAAUUCCCUAGGAUAGCAGAGCCACAGGCACAAACCAAGGGUGCCGGGUGUCGAGACCCAAUGGGGUCAGGUGCAUCCAACGCCAUCAGUGUCUACCAAGGUGCUGCAAAGGUGCAGAGCCAGCCAUGUGGGGCACAUCCCAGUAGGCUGGCAGCCUCAAUGGAAGAAAAGAGAAAGACACCCCCAAAGGGCAGGUGGCCUCGCAGAGGAAGGGAACCCUUGGCCCCCUGCUUGAUGUCUGGAACUUUUCUCCUUGGAAUUCCUAGCUCCUCUCAGAUUGACCACAUGGUCUGCUGUAGUCAAGAGCCAAUCAGCAAGAACCAGGAGUGGUCCUUGGAAUGCAGUCUGGGAAUGCUGGCCCCAUGUUGCCUGUGGGCAUUUGAACCUGCACUUGUGAAGCUGACCCUUGUUUUAGCUAGGUCUUGGCAGAAGGGCUGCUAGCAUCAUUGUUGCUGAUGCAGAAUGCUCUCCCCAUACCUCUCUGUUGAGAGAGCAGUUGGGGUAUUUUAUGAUGACUAGCUAGCAGCAGUUGGGUAACCACACAGCAAUAUCACAUAAUGACAUAUUCACUUUAUCCUCAAUUUUCUAAACCAGAAUGCUUCUACCAUAAAAGAUUUGUUAUACAUUCAUCAAGGAAUAUGUGGGAAGAUAUACAUAUUGUCAAAAUGGUUGGGUUGGGAUAUUUACAAAGGACACUUUUAUAUGUUGUAAGGGAGAACUUGACUGAUAGAGUAAGAAAACUUACGUGAAAACAUAAUUCAUCUUUAGAAACUGACCAGAGAUGUCACUGGUCUUCAAGUGAUGUCUUGUGGAUAAUCUGGUUUGUAUUUGCCCACAAAUUUUAGCCCAAAUAUAGCUAGGUUAUGCUGAGCAGCAAAACUAUUAUAUGUAGGUUCUGUGUAGGAGGAUGGGGGUGAGGGGCUCUGCAUUCCUGAGAUGUUCUAUUCAUUUACCAGGUUUGUUACUGCCUCUACGCAGUAGUCUAGAGCCUGCAUUUAGGGGAACGCCAUAAUCAUAGCAUGGCUCUCCCCUCUUGCUGCUUGGGUAUCAAAAACAUCUGCAUAAGGGUGCUAAUUGGUCGUGCAUUUUUCCAAUCAGAAGGCUUAUUUGAAAAAAAACUGAGAACAUCUCUUUUCAGUUACAGCAUCACAUUGCUUAAAGUAAAAGUCAGUCUCCAUGUCUUGCACUUAAUUCUGCCUUGUCCGCUUUCUGGCCACUCAUGCUGUGACCCUGUCAUGAUGUAGAAUUGCAGGAAAGUUCAGAGAAGGGUUUGCAACAAAGUGGGUGGAAGAUAUCCCUGAGCUUUUCCUUCUCCUUCAAGUCCCUGCCCUCUUUCCAAGCUGGACAAUUUUUGAUUAAAUUGUUUAUUCCCUGCCUUAAAAUUUUUCAGAUAGAAAGAGGGUCAUUUAGUCAUAAACACUGAAGUGGGUCAAGAUUCUAUUCUGGGUCAAAUCCUUGAAUCCAAACAGAUGUUGAUAAUUAGCACUGAAGGACUAGAGCAAGUUUUUCUAUGUAAAACAAAUAAAUCAAACUUCCUGUGCAUCUCUUCAUAGGGGUCUGAUAGCUUAUAGUUCCUGACUGAUCCGGACACAGCAUCAGUCCCAAGAUUCCGCCCCAUCAUGUGAUAGUUUUUACAGCGCCUGAGCCCGCAUGUCUUCCUCCUGGUGAAGUUAGGCAACACAUCAGAUUAAGCCUUGGGUUUCUUCCUGUUCUAGCAAUUUGCAAGGCCACCAGCUUAACUUUUAGCUGCUAGAAGACAGACACCAUUUCAUGUUUUGGCAAUUUGUCCUAGCACAUGUUUUUCGUUUCUUCCAGUUUACAGGAAAAGCUUGAUAGUCAUUGGAAUACUUUAUUUCUCUUAGUUUUGUUUCUUUUCUCAUUAAAGAACAAAAAUAUUAACAAAAAAAAUUGGAGGUUUUUAUUGUUCCUAUCUACUCUAUGCUUUCUUUGAGGCAUUUGUACAGUAGUCUGUUAACUUGGUAGGUGGUACCUGGAAAGGUAUUUAGGUAUAGUGACUGUGUAAUAAAUACUUAAUUGGAUGAUGGAGGAGCAGAAAUUGUCUUCUUAUGAGAUUCUCUUUGGAAGUCAUGUUGAGUGACAGAUACAUUGUAGACCUUUGGAGAAACAGUUUCAGAUCUGGCCAGGAUAUUUUCAUAAGAAGGGAAAAUGGAAGGUUGCAUUUUAGUAUGUAUCUAAAAUGCUGACACAGAAGUCAAUGUUGUUUUUCUUUUCAGUUUAUCAAAAAGGAAGGUCAAUAAAACUUAAAGGUGUGGUUAGAUUUUUUUUCACUUUUGUAACAUUAAUUUAUGACUGAGUUUCAUUCAGACCCGUAAUCUGAAAUACUGUGCAAAUUCUAGCAGUGUGUCUUCUAUAACCUGGAUGUUAGAAUAGCCAAUAUGUACAAAAAUAAAAAAAAAAAGUAAAUCGAGUAUUUUGUCCUAUGUAUAACACAAAUUAAUUUUACACAGAGAAAGAUGUUUCUAGAAAAAUGAAAUUCUGGUAAUUCAUACUAUUUCUUUGUAUGAACAAAUAAAAUAUAUUUUACCAACUUG
This is a messenger RNA of Hipposideros armiger (great roundleaf bat), 4562 nucleotides long. It is a transcript of the gene HS3ST3B1, whose product is annotated as heparan sulfate-glucosamine 3-sulfotransferase 3B1. The coding region runs from base 9 to 1178 and encodes 389 amino acids. Lineage: Eukaryota; Metazoa; Chordata; Mammalia; Chiroptera; Hipposideridae. Gene Ontology annotation, molecular function: [heparan sulfate]-glucosamine 3-sulfotransferase activity. The transcript has 2 exons. The record is from RefSeq and is a predicted model, not a curated record.